AUGGGUCAGUUGGUGUCCCUUGCUCUGGCACGUCAUUUACACGGCGGACAUACGGGUUAUUACCCUUUUUCAACUACAACCUUCGACACAAUGGAAGCUGGAGACUUUAAAGAUUUCGCUAAAGCGAUGACGGACUAUAUUGCGGAGUAUUUGGAGAAUAUUAGAGACAGGCAAGUGGUGCCAUCAGUAAAACCAGGGUAUUUGCGUCCCUUAGUUCCGGAGCAGGCGCCUCAGCAGGCGGAGCCAUGGACAGCGGUGAUGGCUGACAUUGAACGCGUCGUAAUGUCUGGCGUUACCCACUGGCAUUCUCCGCGCUUCCACGCAUACUUCCCAACAGCGAACUCGUAUCCAGCCAUCGUGGCUGAUAUGCUGAGUGGGGCCAUCGCCUGUAUAGGUUUCACUUGGAUUGCAAGUCCAGCAUGUACUGAGCUGGAAGUCGUAAUGCUGGAUUGGCUGGGCCAGAUGCUGGGACUUCCUGAAUGUUUUCUGGCUCGUUCCGGUGGUGAGGCUGGAGGCGUGAUUCAAGGCACUGCCAGCGAGGCUACUCUCGUCGCUUUGUUAGGCGCUAAAGCUCGCACCAUGCAUCGUGUUAAGCAACAACACCCCGAAUGGACUGAAACUGAGAUCAUUUCAAAACUCGUUGGCUAUUGCAAUAAGCAAGCUCACUCGUCAGUUGAACGUGCUGGCCUCCUCGGUGGUGUGAAGCUUCGCAACUUAAAACCUGAUCAUAAGAGACGUCUAACCGGCGAUAUUUUAAAAGACGCUAUUGAAGAAGACAUUCGCAAUGGACUCAUACCUUUCUAUGUUGUAGCCACUUUAGGUACUACAUCUUCGUGCACUUUCGACGCCUUGGAUGAAAUAGGGGACGUUUGUUUGUCGAACGAUGUUUGGUUACACGUCGAUGCAGCUUACGCUGGUUCAGCAUUUAUUUGUCCUGAAUACAGAUAUCUCAUGAAAGGUGUAGAAAAGGCCGACUCCUUCAAUUUCAACCCACACAAAUGGUUAUUGGUCAACUUCGAUUGUUCCGCAAUGUGGUUAAAACAGCCGCGUUGGAUUGUUGAUGCGUUUAACGUGGAUCCUCUAUAUUUAAAACAUGAUCAGCAAGGAUCAGCCCCAGAUUAUCGCCACUGGCAAAUUCCACUUGGACGUCGUUUCAGAGCACUUAAAUUAUGGUUUGUAUUGCGUCUGUAUGGAGUAGAAAAUCUUCAGAAGCAUAUCAGAAAGCAUAUUGCACUGGCUCAUCUCUUCGAAAAACUAUGCACCGACGAUGACAGAUUUGAAAUCUUUGAAGAAGUUACUAUGGGAUUGGUGUGCUUUAGAUUGAAAGGCGGAAAUGAUUUGAAUGAGGCAUUACUAAGACACAUUAAUGGCCGUGGCAAAAUCCAUCUGGUUCCAUCCAAGAUUGAUGACGUAUAUUUCUUGAGAUUGGCAAUUUGCUCUCGUUAUAGCGAAGAGAGCGACAUUCAUAUCUCUUGGGAGGAAGUAAAGGCUUCAGCUAAUGAUGUACUCAAAACCCAUUCAGCGUAA
Molecule: messenger RNA, 1527 nt
Organism: Arctia plantaginis
Lineage: Eukaryota; Metazoa; Arthropoda; Insecta; Lepidoptera; Erebidae
Source: the annotation of a GenBank genome assembly